AUGGAAACUCAUCAGACAACUCCGACCCAGUAUAUCACCGCUAUUGAUGGUGUCAAAUAUGCCUACCGGCGAAUUGGCUCUUCAGAGGGCAUUCCUCUUGUAAUGCAUGGAUUUUUCCGUUCCAACAUGGAUUUUUGGGAUCCUAUCCUCAUCAACAAUCUCGCAGAAAAACGACCAGUGAUUCUCUUUGAUCAAUCCGGCGUGGGUCGUAGUAGCGGUACAAUCCCUACGACGUAUCAAGGCUGGGCAGACUGUCAGAUCAAUCUCACAAAUGCUCUUGGUAUCAACCGCUACGAUGUUGCCGGUUUCUCGAUGGGAGGCCUUUCUGCUCAACUGGUGGCCUUGACAGUACCGCAUCAGGUCCGAAAGUUAGUGCUGAUGGGUACCACUGCUGCAGCUCCUCGUGAAGCAUCGGACAUUGGUGGAAUUGUUUGGCCGCGUGAAAUCCCCCAGCCUGAGCCUAUGGCUGUUCUUACAAACUCUGAAAUUGCUGCGGCAGGAGUGCACCAUGCUAUUGCAUUUUCGUUCUUUUACCAGACCGAUGCCGGCCGGGAAGCAGCACAAGGUUGGUGGGACCGCGUCAAUGAACGAAAGGUCGACGGCGAAGCCCCUCUUCUAGAGUUUGUUGACCCUGAAGGCACUGCUCGGCAAGUUGAGGCUGUGAUCCACUGGAGCACGCCAGAGGGAAUCGAUGCAUACGAUCGCCUGAGCGACCUGAAAAUGCCAGUUCUGGUUAUGAAUGGCGAUGAUGACCUUCUUGUACCAUCGAGCCGUAGCUGGGAGUUAGCUAAGAGAAUUCCUAGCUCUCAACUCAUUAUCUAUCCUAAGGCUGGACAUGGCUUUUUGUAUCAGUACGGUGAACUCACUGCUAUGCAUGUGAAUAUGUUUCUGGAUGGAUUCGGUGCCUUGCACGGAGACGAGUAG
Molecule: messenger RNA, 924 nt
Organism: Trichoderma virens Gv29-8
Lineage: Eukaryota; Fungi; Ascomycota; Sordariomycetes; Hypocreales; Hypocreaceae
Exons: 1
Coding region: 1-924 (307 amino acids)
Source: RefSeq, a predicted model, not a curated record